AAAACUUAUAAAAGGACACUUGUGCGUGUGUGUGUGUGUGUCGCUCAUUUAUAAUCUUCAUUCUUGACAUCUCUCUUUCCUAAUUUCAUCAGAUCACCUCUCUUUCCUUCAAUCUUGUUCAUGCAAAUUGUGCUUUAACAUCUCUCAAGGGGGAAAAAUUCUCACUUUCCCACAAAAAAAUUGAUUCUUGCUCUUUUCCACAAAUGGGGUCUCGCUAAAUUGCUUGAUUCUUGCUCCUUUCCCCUUUCUGGUUGCAAAGUUUGAAUCUUUUUGAAUAUUAGGAAUCUAGGAUUUCAUACCAUGUAAAUUGAUCUCAGCUUCUUGUUUUGGGUUUGUGCAUUUUGGUUUGAAGUAGUUGAUGGUUAGAAAAGUAUCUAAUUUGAUGUAAGUUGAGUGUUGAUAUGAUGGAUCUGAGCAUUAUUUCAGUCAACCGUUAGUCCGAUUUCUCUGUUCUUGAUCAGCAAUGCAUCCAUUUCGUUAGAAUUGUUUCUCUUUCUGCUACAGACAUGGAAUACAAGUAGGCCUAGGAUUAUUCUUCACCAGUUUCUGUGAUUCUUUUGUUCAUUUUUUGCUGAACACUUACAAACUAUUCUUUCCAAAUUUUUAGUAGGAUGUAACCUUUUUUUUCUAAUUCUUGAAAGUAUGGGCCUCUUGAAAGGUCUCAAAUUAUACACAGAUUCAAAGAUAUGCCAACCUUUUACAAUAAUCAAGUAGUUUAUGCUCUUCUGCCCAUAGCCUUUCUUAUGCAAAUAUAGUUUUAGUGAUAUUGGCCUCUCGAGUACCUUUUUUUGGUGUUGAAUUAUACUUUGUGUGGGAAAUUUGGGUGUUUUUUCAUGGAGGAAACAUUUGUUCCGUUUCGUGGGAUUAAAAAUGACCUCAAAGGGAGGCUUUUGUGCUACAAACAAGAUUGGAGUGGAGGGAUAGGCGCCGGUAUCAGGAUCUUGGCUCCAACAACAUACAUCUUUUUUGCAUCGGCAAUUCCUGUUAUAUCUUUCGGUGUGCAGCUGGAGAGGAACACCAAUGGAACUUUGACAGCAGUGCAAACACUUGCAUCAACUGCACUUUGUGGUGUGAUCCACUCUGUCAUAGGUGGACAGCCACUGCUUAUACUUGGGGUAGCUGAGCCCACGGUGUUAAUGUACACUUUCAUGUUUGAUUUUGCCAAAGAUCGAAAAGAUUUGGGGGAGAAGUUGUUCUUAGCCUGGACAGCAUGGGUAUGUGUGUGGACAUCCAUUUUGCUUUUCUUGCUGGCUAUCUUAGGUGCUUGCUCUAUUAUCAAUCGGUUUACGCGUGUUGCUGGUGAAUUGUUUGGUCUUUUAAUCGCAAUGCUCUUUAUGCAGCAAGCAAUUCGUGGAGUCGUGGAGGAGUUUGGCAUUCCUAAGCGGGGAAAUGGAAGUGCAACUGCACUUAUACCUUCCUGGCGCUUUGGAAACGGAAUGUUUGCUUUGGUGCUUUCAUUUGGCCUUCUUCUCACUGCAUUGAGUAGUCGUAAGGCUAGAUCCUGGCGCUAUGGUACAGGAUGGCUUAGAGGAUUUAUCGCGGACUAUGGUGUCCCACUGAUGGUGCUCGUGUGGACUGGCUUGUCUUACAUACCAGCUAACGAUGUUCCAAAAGGGAUACCGAGAAGACUUAUUAGCCCGAAUCCAUGGUCAGAUGGUGCAUACGCGAACUGGACAGUUAUCAAGGUGCUUCUCCCUUUAUCCUUUCGAAGUAGCUACAAAAGUGAAACGAAACCCCGUAUCCAAGUCACUGAUCUCUCUCUGUUUCCUUCCCGUUUCUCUUUUAUGUCUCAGGACAUGGGGGAUGUGCCACUAAUGUAUAUUAUUGGAGCAUUUAUUCCUGCCACGAUGAUAGCUGUGCUUUAUUACUUUGAUCAUAGCGUUGCAUCUCAACUCGCGCAGCAGAAAGAGUUCAAUCUGAAGAAGCCAUCUUCGUAUCACUAUGAUCUCCUUCUCUUGGGACUUUUGGUGAUAAUAUGUGGUCUAAUCGGGAUUCCUCCCGCCAAUGGAGUUAUUCCGCAGUCCCCAAUGCACACGAAAAGUUUGGCCACUCUGAAACAUCAGCUUUUGAGGAACAAGCUCGUGUCUACUGCUCGAGAUAGCAUCAGUAAAAAUGCCAAUCUCUCUCAGCUGUAUAGAAGCAUGCAAGAAGCAUACACAGAGAUGCAGACUCCCCUCGUGUACCAAACUCCCGCUGUUCUGGGAUUGAAGGAGCUGAAAGAUUCUACCGUUCAGCGCGCAUCCACUAGUGGCUACAUGGAUGCACCAGUCGAUAAUGCCAUAUUUGAUGUGGACAAGGAUGUCGAUGAUCUUCUCCCCGUGGAAGUUAAGGAGCAACGCCUCAGCAAUCUGCUUCAGGCCUUAAUGGUCGGAGCUUGUCUCGCUGCCAUGCCUCUCUUGAAAAAGAUCCCCACUUCAGUCCUCUGGGGCUAUUUCGCGUUCAUGGCAAUCGAGAGCUUGCCAGGAAAUCAGUUCUGGGAAAGAAUCCUGCUGCUUUUCACAGCUCCAAGUCGAAGAUACAUGGUGCUAGAGGAGCAUCACGCAACCUUUGUGGAGACGGUGCCUUUCAGAACAAUCGCGUUCUUCACUUUGUUUCAGACGGUUUACUUGCUUCUAUGCUUUGGAAUAACGUGGAUCCCCAUUGCCGGCGUCCUCUUCCCCUUGCUGAUCAUGCUUCUCGUUCCCGUUCGCCAGUAUCUGCUACCCAAGUUCUUCAAAGGUGCUCAUCUGCAAGACUUGGAUGCUGCAGAGUAUGAAGAAGCCCCCGCAAUUAGCUACAACUUAUCCUACGACGAGCAAGGCAAUGCCAUCACUCUUGACAGUGGCGAGUUGUUGGACGAGAUGAUUACGAGAAGUCGAGGCGAGAUACGCUCUGGUCGUAGCCCAAAGGUCACAAGUUCGACACAAUCGCCUCUGGAGGAAAUGAAGGCUGCAUACAGUCCAAGGCUGCCUGAGAGGGCGCAGAGUCCACGUCUUAGUGAAAUAAGAUCGGAGCUGAGCCCGGGGUUGAGUGGUAGACAAGAAGUAAAUCGAACCCCGAGCCCUCUCGGACAAACCAGUCGUGGAUCAACGUCUUUGUAAUCGAGCCAUCUCCGUUAAGUUAUCGUUUUGGUGCUUGAGAGGUCCUUAUAUGCUAAAGAGACUUAUGUAAAAAAUUAGAUAUUUGGUUAUUGUGUUUAAUGUCUUCUACAUUGUACACAACUUUCACUCUCUCAUGGGCAGAAGAGAGUUAAUGAUAAAAGUGGGUGAUAUUUAUUUAA
This is a messenger RNA of Salvia hispanica, 3259 nucleotides long. The record is from RefSeq and is a predicted model, not a curated record. NCBI's taxonomy places the organism in Eukaryota, Viridiplantae, Streptophyta, Magnoliopsida, Lamiales, Lamiaceae.